GUCUUAGUGCUUCUGUCCUGGCUGGCUCUCAGCUCUCAGACGGCAAUAUGAGGCUGACAUUUGGGAUAUUCCCCAAGGAUGGCCUCAGUAUGUCCCUCUCCGGAGUCACCAUGGCUCUCUGUACCCUCACCCUGCUUCUAGUGGCUCUCAGGGGCCGCAAGCGAGAGGGUGCGGGACACCCCAAAGGCACCCUGCCACCGGGGCCGACCCCCUGGCCCCUGGUGGGUAACCUGUUCCAGAUGGGCGACCAGAUCCACCUGUCCCUGACGCAGCUCCGGCUGCAGUAUGGUGACGUCUUCCAGAUGCGUAUGGGCUCCCUUGUUGUGGUGGUGCUUAGCGGCUAUGCCACCAUUAGGCAGGCGCUGGUUCGGCAGGGCGAUGCUUUUGCUGGACGCCCUGACCUCUUCACCUUCUCUGCCGUGGCCAAUGGCACCAGCAUGACCUUCAGUGAGAAGUAUGGCCCCGCCUGGGUGCUCCACAAGAAGCUCUGCAAGAACGCCCUACGCUCCUUCUCGCAGGCAGAGUCGCGGGGUCCCGACACCACCUGUAUGCUAGAGGAGCACGUGUGCGCUGAGGCAGCUGGGAUGGUGGAGGCCAUUUGGGAGCUAUCAGAGGCGAGCGAGGGGCUAGGUCUGGACCCUGUGGUCCCGCUGGUUACGUCGGUGGCCAAUGUGGUGUGUGCUCUGUGUUUCGGGAAGAGGUAUGACUACAAUGACAAAGAGUUCCUCACUAUUGUGCACAUCAACAACGAGGUGUUGCGGAUCUUCGCUGCAGGCAACAUGGCCGACUUCUUCCCUGUGUUCCGCUACCUGCCGAGCCCGUCCCUGCGUAAGAUGGUCCAGCACAUCAGCAGAAUGAACAGCUUCAUGGAACACAACAUCGAGGAGCACCUGGAGACCUUUGACAAGGACUGUAUACGUGACAUCACAGAUGCUCUGAUUGCCCUCUGUGAGGAUCGGCAAGAGGAUGAAGACACCGCAGUGCUUUCCAACUCCCAGAUCAUACACACUGUCAUCGACAUCUUUGGAGCAGGAUUCGAUACCAUCAUAGCUGGUUUACAGUGGAGCCUCUUAUACCUCAUCAAGUUUCCUGACAUCCAGGUCAAAAUACACCAGGAGAUUGACGACCACAUUGGCCCAGCCAGACUACCUCGGUUUGAAGACAAGCCCAAGAUGCCUUUUACUGAGUCCUUCUUAUAUGAGGUGUUCCGUCACACAUCCUAUGUCCCUUUCACCAUACCACACUGCACCACACAAAACAUCACACUCAAUGGAUACUUCAUUCCAAAGGACACCUGUGUCUUCAUCAAUCAGUAUCAGGUUAAUCACGACAUAGAUCUGUGGGGUGACCCAGACGUGUUCCGCCCAGAGCGCUUCCUGAGUAAAGAGGGAGUGCUCAACAAAGACCUGACAGAGAAGGUCAUGAUCUUCGGGAUGGGGAAAAGGCGUUGCCUGGGUGAUGGGUUCGCCCGGUUGGAGAUGUUUGUAUUCCUGACCACACUGCUCCAUCGGCUGUGUAUCGAGAAUGUUCCAGGACAGGAGCUGGACCUCAGUACCGACUUUGGGCUCACCAUGAAGCCCCGCCCCUACAGGAUCAGUGUCUCGUCACGCCUCUAGAUCCGUCCUGUCCGUUAAGCCAUACGGCACCAACUACAAUAAGGCUACAACUGGCUUGACUGGGCAAGACCUUGCCCACAUCAUCAUAACGCACAGAAACCAUGGAUACUCAGACACCAAAACAUAUUUACUAUACAGACUGAACACAACAUCUUUACCUGGCAGUGGUGUCAUUACCACUGUAAACACAAACACAGUUCCUAGCUGUGAAGAGUCAAGACAGAGUUAAGGCGGUACAAAGUGUGCAAUAGUAUUAAGUAGCCAUAACCAAGGAUUUGUUCACAUCCAUUUCCUCAUUGGUCAUCAAAUGGAUUGAUAUUUCCCUAGAAGUUGUUAAGAUUUUAGUUUAAGUAUGUUAUAUCCUAUUGUAGAUAUUUAAGAUAAACCUAUUCUAUAUGUAACUUUAGCAUUUUUAUGAUAUCUCAGUAUGCAUGUAAUGUUAGAAUAUCUAUGCCUAUUGGAAAACAGUAUUGGUACAGGGCCAUUCCCAGUAUUAUUUGAACUAUUAGGGACAGUGAUUGGUCCUUCCACCUUCAUCAAGUGAAACAUAAUUACAAAUGCCUUUUAUUAAUAUCCUUAUCUGUAGUUAUUAAUUCAACUAAACACUUAGGGAGGGAGAGAGGAAGUGUUGUUUUAUAUAAGUGAUCAGAGCCUUGGGCACUAUGCAGCGUUCACUCAGGGUUCAUUACUACUCAACGCACUCUUCCACCCCCCCCCAUUCAUCUGUAACUCCGGGGUUUUAAGAGAUCUCUUUCUCACUUUCUCUCUCCUUUUCCAUUCCUACUGUAAGUAGAUGCCGGUGAUACUCUGAGAUCAAGGAGAACCACCUUUUUUUAAUAUAUCUUUUUAUUUUUAAAUAUUAGACAGUCUUUGGAUUCUACCAGACUUCUUUCAGAGGUUAAGAUGAAAGAUGAGACACGUCUGUAAAAUUCUAAUUUUGAUGCCGUGAUGUUCUAUUUUAUGAGAUAAAACUAUCACUGAAAAGCCAUGAUUAUAAGUGUUUGAAUGAGAUAUGUUUCUUACAUUAUUGUAACUUGAUUGCCAGUAUAUGUUCCCAGAAGAAUUCCACAGAUGCCACAGCAGUGAAGCCAUUUGAGAGGCAUGUCUUUAUUCAGACGACAAUACACCCCUCUUUCAAAUCCAAUAUUAAUGAUGUCUGUUAACACGUGUCUUGUGAAAAUUACAUUUUUUCAUUUGUUAGUCUUUUUUGUCUUAAUUUAGCAUCUGAAAAGUGUG
Molecule: messenger RNA, 2852 nt
Organism: Oncorhynchus nerka (sockeye salmon)
Lineage: Eukaryota; Metazoa; Chordata; Actinopteri; Salmoniformes; Salmonidae
Product: cytochrome P450 1A1-like
Exons: 6
Coding region: 48-1616 (522 amino acids)
Biological process (GO): progesterone metabolic process; hormone biosynthetic process
Molecular function (GO): oxidoreductase activity, acting on paired donors, with incorporation or reduction of molecular oxygen, reduced flavin or flavoprotein as one donor, and incorporation of one atom of oxygen; steroid 17-alpha-monooxygenase activity; heme binding
Source: RefSeq, a predicted model, not a curated record